Messenger RNA from Hordeum vulgare subsp. vulgare (domesticated barley), 1674 nucleotides. RefSeq names its product protein PHLOEM PROTEIN 2-LIKE A10-like. Bases 239 to 1312 code for a protein of 357 amino acids. NCBI's taxonomy places the organism in Eukaryota, Viridiplantae, Streptophyta, Magnoliopsida, Poales, Poaceae. The record is from RefSeq and is a predicted model, not a curated record. The transcript has a single exon.
AAUAUUUUUUUAUUUAAAUAAUUGUAGUUGGGAGAACUUAUAGAGGGAGUAGUGUAAAUUUUGUUGAUAAAAACGUUUUGAUGUGAGCUAGUAGUAUUUUGUUUAACUACUACUGUCUCACCAGACUGUUGAUCUCACACCGAGACGGUCCAAUUCUACUCCACACGCCACGUAGUCUCGUGUUCGGACUACCACUGGUCCUCGCGAAUUCCCCAUCCGAACCCCGAUUCCGGCCGCCAUGAACUGCGUCGCCACCUUCCACCGCCGCCACCGCCGCUGGAUCCUCUGUGCGGGCGCUGCUGCUGGCGCUUACUUGAUCUACCACCACCCGGCCGUCGCCGCCCGCCGCCGCCGGAUCUCCCGCUUGGCCUCGGCUCUCUCGUCCCUCGCUGACGCCGUCGCCGCCGUCGCCUCCGACCUCGCGGCCUUUCUCCAAUCUGACUCCGACUCGCUGCCUAGCACUCUCACUCAACUAUCCAAGCUCGCAUCCUCCCACGAGGCGGCCGCCUCCGCCUCCGCGCUCUCCGGGGCCCUCACCGCCGGCCUGCUCCGCGGCUACGCCUCCGCCACCAGUUCCGCGUCGGGAGACGAGGUAUCGUUUUCGGAUCGUCUUGUCGAGAAGCUAUUCUCCCCAGCCGGCGAGCGGCUCGUCGCAGCCGUGGCGGGCAGCUUCGGGCGCGACCUCGUGCUCGCCUGUUAUUCUGUCCCAACCGAUCCCUCAGGAUCGGCGGGAUCAUCGGCGGCGAGCUGGGUAGAUGUGGUCACCAGUGGGAGUUGCCGUAGGGCGAUCCGCAGCUGGGUGGAGGUAUUCACGGCCACCGCCGUGGGCGUCUUCAUUGACAAGACCAUCCACAUCAACACCUACGAUCAGAUCUGCGCCGCUGCCACAAACCCGGCCUACGACUCCAAGCUGCAAAAGCUUCUCGUGGCGCUCUGCAGUGCUUCCGUCGAGACGUUGGUGAAGACCUCCCACGGCGUACUCUCCGAUGGCAAUGAAAAUGCCCACAGUGGCAAUGGUGGGAUUAGGGAAGAAGGAUGGGCAGAGACGGUCUCGAGUGCGCUUGCUGUUCCAAGCAACCGGAAACUUGUUCUGGAUCUGACGGGCAGGGCGACAUUCGAGGCAGUGCGGUCUUUCCUUGAGUUUGUGCUGUGGAGGCUGCAUGAUGCUGCAAGGGCUGGCGGUGAUGCCACAGCGAGGGCUGGACUGUGUGUCUUGAGUUAUAUGAGCGGAAGGUCCAUGGUUAUCGCUGCCAUCUGCAUAGUAUUGUGCUUGCAUGUGUUGAACCGCACAUGGCUCAUGGCACCGACUUGAGCUUGAGCUUUGCUUGCUUUACCAUGUCACGUCGUUGCACGUUGUUUGUAUUGUUAUUUUUACAGCAAACAGAGCCGAGGAUAUACUGAAACUGAAAUUCAGAAAAGGGAAGGAGCAACAGAACCAAUAAGUUUGGUUACUCGUAAAUAUGUUUGCUAUGGAACAAUUUGACCCUGCGUACAGUUUAAAGAAAUUUCCGGCAAUGUAACUUUGCCUGCUCAUUGCUAAUUCUGUAGGUCGGUUAUAUUUCCUCUGUGUAAAUAUGUGAUUGUGGUGAGUUGGUGAUUCUAUUCUGUUAUUUGAUUUUAUGUUUGACAGGGGUUAUCAAUUGUUUCAGCUUAUUUAAUAGUGCAGUUUUUAAA